This is a messenger RNA of Macrobrachium nipponense, 2087 nucleotides long. Its product is annotated as epoxide hydrolase 3-like. Bases 176 to 1201 code for a protein of 341 amino acids. NCBI's taxonomy places the organism in Eukaryota, Metazoa, Arthropoda, Malacostraca, Decapoda, Palaemonidae. The record is from RefSeq and is a predicted model, not a curated record. The transcript is spliced from 8 exons. Gene Ontology annotation, molecular function: hydrolase activity.
GAAUAUAUACUUGGAGCAUAGCGACCAUCAUUCGUUCUCUGGCGGCAGACUGCGCCGUAUCAGCCACGAUCCUCUGUAGUAAAAGUUAUUCCUGUGAUCUUAUCUUCAUCGUUAAUACAUUACGAAAAAGAGACCUAAUUGUUAUAGAAGUGGAUCAGUUGAUGAAGAUCCUACGAUGGACGCAAAACAAAUAAUAGGACUGAUUAUACUGAGACUUCUGUCUGCAGUUAUAGCAUCGGUAGUCUUGGCAGGCCUGCUCUUUAGAAGGUGGAGAAACGGGGAAAGCUUCUUCACAAUCAAGCCUCGACCUACACAACCAUCCAUCCUCAAUGAUAAAAAAUGGGGUACUCACAGAUAUAUGACUCUAAAGCAAGGAAUCCGUCUGCAUUAUGUUGAGAAAGGCAGCAGUGACAAUCCCCUCAUCGUAUGCCUUCACGGUUUCCCUGAGUGCUGGUUUUCUUGGAGGCAUCAACUAGAAAGUCUUUCUGAUAAGUACUGGGUGGUAGCUGUGGACAUGCGUGGUUACGCCGAUUCUGAUAAGCCUUCAUCCAAGUCUGCCUAUGACAUCGAACUUUUGGUGGAGGAUAUAAGGGAAUUCAUACUUGGCUUGGGUCAAGACAAGUGUGUUCUCAUGGCUCACGACUGGGGUGGUGCUAUUGCAUGGCAGCUUGUUCUGAGAUAUCCUGAGCUCUUCCAUGCUCAUGUCAGCUGCAAUGGCCCUCAUCCUGUAGCAUUCAUGAAAGUUUUAAGAAAAUCGUGGAAACAGCUGUUCAUGUCUUGGUACAUGGUAUUCUUCCAAACUCCAUACAUCCCAGAGCUUAGCCUGCGCGUUAAUGAUUUGGAAAUGUUCGAGAAAGCUUUCCGUACAGGACAGCACAAAGAAGCUUAUCCAGAUGAUGUCUUAGAAGCUUAUAAAUACUACUAUGCUCAGAAAGGUGCUCUGACACCGCCCAUCAAUUACUAUCGCAACAUCGAUUUUGGAAGAGGUACAGAGAACAUACCCAAGGUCACUGUCCCGACCCUUAUCGUAUGGGGCAUUAAGGAUGCAUAUCUCUCCAAGGAAAUGGCGAUUUUGGCAGGAGCAGAAUGCGAGACCUCUGUCGUCAAGUACUUGGACAACGCCACCCACUGGGUCCAGCAGGAUGAGCCUCAGCACGUGAACAGCAUCAUCAGAGAGUACCUGGCUUCUAAAUCACUGUAAAUCCACUUUUUAUACCAAAUAGAAUGCAGUAUUAACAGUAUUGGUGCAAGCUUUACAUGCUUGGUACCAUUGCCCAAUAGAAUAAAGGGUAAUAAAAUUCUUUGAAUUUGAAUAAUAGGUGUAAAUUUUACAUAACUUGGUUCCAUUGCUCUACAGUAGAACUGGAUAAAAUCUUACCAUCCGAGUCUAUUUCUCAAGAAACAUACUAUUUAUUAGGAACUACUAGUUAUAUCAUGACUGAAAGUUAGUGCCCUUCAUAUUUCAAUAAUAAUUAUAUUUAUGAUACUAUGAGUUAAAUUUAUUUUAUGGGAUGCAAUGAGUGCCUUUCAAAUAGCAACAUCAUUGUAAUUUAUGAAGCUAUGACCUUACACUUUUGAAACUGAAGCAAUCAGUGCCUUUCAUAUUUCAAUAACAUUGUUAUUUAUGACAACAUGACCUUACAUUUUUGUAAAGCUAAUUCGAUGUCCAUUAUGCCCAAAAAUUUUGGAACUACAAUUGUUAGGAUACUUGUAAGAAUAUGCAGUAUGUAAUUUUUCAUUUUUUGCUCGAAUAAUUUUACUGUACAAUGCGUAUUAUCACUUUUUAUGGUACAAACUAAAUCCCCAGGAUGAUUUUGUAUUGUUACCUAUAGUAUUGUUUUAUAUUGUUGUAUGGUGAUACACUUUUUAUUUUAAGUUCAGGAAAUUUCUGACUAUUGUCACACUUAAACACAAAUAAACAUGACGGAGAAUGUUAAAAAUAAUUCUAGCACAUUCUAGCACCCUAAUAAUAAUAAUUUUCACAAAGCUGUGAAUAAUGAUUAAUGAAGAUAAUGCAAAGAAAAUUUGUUAGAUUUAAAAAAAAUUAAUACUGUUGUGCCUACAUAGGCAAUAAACAUUAUCAAACA